AUGAAGUUCACCGUGCCAUUGUCUGUUGCCAAUCUGAUGUUUUGUCCCGCAUGUGUUUGUCACCUUUCAAGGAAAGACAGUCUCAGAUUAUUGAAUUAUGCCGACCUCCACCAGACUCCGUCGCCUGAAAAUGAUGAGGCAGGGAGAUUGGAGUACGUCGAUAAGCCACCCUACCAAGCUAAACUGUCAACCGCCAUCGAUGGUGGGCACCCUGUUCGACGCUUGGCAAGUAGGCACGGCAGCGACAAUUUCGUGAACUAUUCAUCCAUGUCCAUGAAAGAGAAGAUUGAGAAUCGGCGCACCGGGAAGCCACGCAAUCCCUCUGAGGUCCCAGAGCGGACAGUGGUGGUCUCAAGCGCAUCAUCUCAACUCCACUGUUCUCAGUCGGGAGCUACGGAAGUAUCCGACACUGGCCAAGCGUCACCCGGUCUUAUCGAUGGUACCGAAAAAGGAGCAAAUGACAAUGUACAACGACCGGCCUAUUCGGAAGCCUCGAUAAACGAUGUUCAGGCUGUAGGGAGUGACGAGGACCGAGACAGCGUCGACUCAACCCCGGGACGGUCAGUAGCCCGCUUGCUUGGACAGCAUAUAUCACUCCUCGAAGCCAAAAGCAAUGAUGUGCGGGAGGGCAAACGGCUAUUUCUGGCAGCGGAUGAUGACCAACAAGGCACACGAAAAAAGAGGAAAUGCAAUAUAACGAUCGAGAUUCCACCUCGACCAACUGAUUGGUGGGUCUGGGAAAAGCUUGUUUCUCCGACAGAGAAUCGAGGCUCGAUGACGUCUUUCCAAGCCGUCGAGAUCCACCCGAAAAGCGACCCCGAGGAAGACCGAAGGCGCCAACCAAAAUGGACGCCCCGAAAGGCUGAAGCGACCACGCGGUAG
This is a messenger RNA of Exophiala oligosperma, 882 nucleotides long. RefSeq lists its product as uncharacterized. The transcript is spliced from 2 exons. The record is from RefSeq and is a predicted model, not a curated record. Lineage: Eukaryota; Fungi; Ascomycota; Eurotiomycetes; Chaetothyriales; Herpotrichiellaceae. Bases 1 to 882 code for a protein of 293 amino acids.